GCCGCUGCUCCUGCCGCCGCUGCUCCUGCCGCCGCUGCCUCCGCGGCGCCGGGACGGAGCCCUCACCCCACCCCUGGGUAGGGCGGCGGGGCAGCGCCAAGAGCUCCGGGGGACCCCGUUAUCAUGUCGCUGAGACAGCGCCUGACCGCGCUGCUGGCCUGCCUGCGGGACCCGCAGAAAGUGGCCAGCUUCCAGCGGCUGUGCGGCGUGGAGGAGCCGCGAGCGGCCGGGGCUGACGCUCGGCCCGGGGGGGAGCCCGGCACGGCCCCGGAGGCGGGGGGCGGCCGCAAUCCGGACCGGCCGGCCAUCUCGGAGGGCGGCGGAGGCAAGCCCCGGAGCUGCGGCGCCAGCAACGGCGUAAGGAACGGACUGCCGGAGGCCGGCGGCGACCCGGUCGCGACCGCGGGCGAGGCGACCCUCCGGAACAGAGUGCAGGGUCUGCGGCGCAACUCCCUCACCGGGGAGGAAGGGGAAGUGUACGGAGUGCGGAACUGGCUUCUCUUCUACUUGUUCUGCUUUGGCACCGAGCUGGGCAACGAGCUCUUCUACAUCACCUUCUUCCCCUUCUGGAUCUGGAACCUGGAUGCCUUGGUGGGCCGGAGGCUGGUGAUCAUGUGGGUCCUGGUCAUGUACCUGGGCCAGUGUGCCAAAGACGUCAUCCGAUGGCCCCGGCCCGCCUCGCCGCCGGUGAUCAAGUUAGAGGUUUUCUAUAACUCAGAAUACAGCAUGCCCUCCACUCAUGCCAUGUCUGGCACAGCCAUACCCCUCUCCCUUGUCCUCCUCACCUACGGCCGCUGGCAGUAUCCUCUUAUAUAUGGACUGGUUUUUGCUACCUGCUGGUGUUCUCUGGUUUGUCUGAGUAGGAUUUACUUGGGAAUGCACUCCAUUCUGGACAUUAUUGCUGGAUUCCUGUAUGCACUUUUUAUCUUGGCUGUCUUCUAUCCAUAUGUGGAGCUGAUUGAUAACUUCAACCAAACUUACAAAUAUUCUCCACUAAUUAUCAUCAGUUUACAUUUAGCCUUGGGGAUCUUUUCCUUCACCCUUGACACUUGGAGUACAUCACGAGGAGAUACAGCUCAGAUCCUGGGCAGUGGUGCAGGAAUUGCAUGUGGAUCUCAUGCUGCUUACUGCAUUGGUCUAAUGUCAGAUCCUCCUCUUGAUACAUUGCCAUUAACUGUUCCCUUCAUCACUGUGACUCGUUUUGGAAAAAUCAUAUUGCGGAUUCUAAUAGGAAUGGUAUUUUUGCUACUAAUUAGAAUUGUAAUGAAAAAGAUCACCAUCCCAUUGGCCUGUAAAAUAUUUGGUAUAAAAAGUGAUGAUAUUCGAAAAGCAAGACAGUGCAUGGAAGUUGAACUUACUUAUCGUUAUAUAACCUAUGGAAUGGUUGGCUUCUCUAUCACAUUUUUGGUUCCUUGCUUAUUUUUCUUUAUUGGCCUUUCCUGAUGGCCUAUCAUUUAUGAGAAAGGCAGUAUGUGAGAAUAAUUCUGAGGCAAAAGUCAAUUCAAUGCUUUUGCAGGAAUUUUAAGUAUUUAAGUGAACAUAAAGCAGAGAGUGCGCUUUUUACCACUGCAUCUGGAUAUUGUUUUGGAGAAUGCUGAGAAGUUUCAACAUUGUGAACAUUAUGGACAUCCCUUAAGUAUGAUGUUUUGGGGUAUUUUAUGCAUUUGGGUUGUAGAUCUACAUAUAAUAUAUUUUAAGGUAUGUAAUUAUAUAUUUAUGUACCUAAUAUAUUAUAUGUGAGUCUAAAUAAACAAUGGGGCUGUAUAAAUAAACAAAUAAUAUUCCUUCAGUUAUGCCUUUGUAUUUGGAUUUAAUCCAGGUACGUUGUGAUAGCUUGGCAAAAAAAAUUUUUUUUUCUUUAUCUAGAAUGUGAGCCAUUUCUUAAUUUAAUUACAUGGUUAAUGAAAACAAAAUUAGUAUGCAAACCAUUUAUCUGUUUAUUGUCUCUUCUUAUCACCUUUCAUGGUAAACUUGCUGGUCUAGAGGAGGCAUUUAAUGGACCAAAUUUGAAGUAAAAUUAACUUCUGCAUUCAAAAUUUUUUGGUUUUAAAAACUUUUGUUUUUUCUUUUAGUACUGUGUACAGUUUAAAGUAUUUUGGUUUGCAUUCAUUCUAGAUUUCUCUAUAAUGAUUCAGGUACUGUAUUUUACUGCUUAUUAAUUGUGCCUUUCUGUUGCUGAAUUGAGAAAUGCCAUGUAUACUGUGAUCUAAAAAUAGGACUGAUAACUCUAUCUUCGAUGACAUAAUUAGGGGAAUUUUUUUUUAACUUAUGUUGAGAAAAUUCUGAGGAGUUUAGAAGUAAACUAUACAUGGUAGCUUGUAUGUUGAUAAGAAGAAUGAACUAAACUUUCUCAGUGACUUUAACAGCUAAUGGAUUGUGUAGUUUAUAGGAUUUUUUGGUUAUUGCUUUAUAAAUUACAGGAAGAUUAUUAUUAUUUUUUUUUUUGCACAUUGUCUUGACUGUAUUGUAAGUUAGUAUUUCUAGUAGAGAGAAAUGAAAUUGAAAUCUAGGCCGUGGAACAUUAACUCAGCUUCAUUUAUAAUAUUCUUCUUAAAUUAUUUCUCAAGGUCUGUGGUUGACAGUGUUAAUCUUUCUGGCUUAAUCCAUUUACUGAUAAUUUAAGACAGAAUAAAUAAUUUAAAAGAGAGUAGUUACUACUAUCUCCAGAUCCUAUAAUUUUUCAAUUUUAUUUCUUUAUAAAACUUGGAAGCAGUAUUAAUUAGGCUGUCAUUUAUUCCGUUUACUUUUUUAUACUUGAGGUUUAAUUUCCUUUGAAAUUAAGUUAACAUUCAUUUCAUACAACUAAAUUUUAUCUAUGAGGAAAUUACUAUGUAAACAUCAGGAUAACUUAUUGAUGAUAUUAAUGCAAUAUCUAUACUGUUGUACCCAGGAGUAGCCUUAAAAAUAUUUUUGUUUUGAUAAAUAGUAACUACUGCAGCUCACAGUUGAUGAGACCUUGGGUUGGCAAAUGGUCUAAAUUUAAUCUGUUAAUUACAAUUCAGGCAUUAAAAUUUAGAGGAACUGAUUGAUAUCUAU
Molecule: messenger RNA, 3036 nt
Organism: Sarcophilus harrisii (Tasmanian devil)
Lineage: Eukaryota; Metazoa; Chordata; Mammalia; Dasyuromorphia; Dasyuridae
Gene: SGPP1
Product: sphingosine-1-phosphate phosphatase 1
Exons: 3
Coding region: 124-1443 (439 amino acids)
Biological process (GO): phospholipid dephosphorylation; sphingosine metabolic process
Cellular component (GO): endoplasmic reticulum membrane
Molecular function (GO): sphingosine-1-phosphate phosphatase activity
Source: RefSeq, a predicted model, not a curated record